Molecule: messenger RNA, 1501 nt
Organism: Odocoileus virginianus texanus
Lineage: Eukaryota; Metazoa; Chordata; Mammalia; Artiodactyla; Cervidae
Source: RefSeq, a predicted model, not a curated record
AUGACCCGAAAGUUCCAGCUGAGGCAAAUCGGGCAAAGGCGCUGCCUGGCAGCCACGGGACAGGCCGUCAGCAGCCGCGACCAGGUCCCACGACGGAGCCCAAAGCCCGGGGGCGUCUGCUCCCUGCGCCCGCCCGCCAGCCUUGGCACGGUCCCAGCGCGAGCCUGGCAGAGCCCAGGGGAUGCCUCCAAAGGACGGCAUGAAAGAAACGCCACGCUGGAGACCGGCCCUGCGCUGGGGGCCCUGUCGACGGGCGUGUCUUCCCACACGUGCAACGUGCCCUUCAACGACAGCAGGGUGUUCCUGGUGACCGUGUACAGCGGCGUGUGUGCGCUGGGCCUGCCGGCCAACUGCCUGACAGCGUGGCUCACGCUGCUGCAGGCACGCCAGGGCCACGUGCUGGCCGUCUACCUCUUCUGCCUGGCGCUCUGCGAGCUGCUCUACAUCGGCACCCUGCCGCUCUGGGUCGUCUACAUCCAGCACGGGCACCGCUGGCCGCUCAGCCCCUGGGCCUGCAAGGUGACCGCCUACGUCUUCUUCUGCAACCUCUACGUCAGCAUCCUCUUCCUAUGCUGCAUUUCCUGCGACCGCUUCCUGGCGGUGGUGUACGCGCUGGAGACGCGGGGCCGCCGCCACCAGAAGACCGCCAUCCUCAUCUCCGCGACAGUCUUCCUUCUCGUCGGGCUCGUCCACUCCCCGGUGUUCAAGAUGGAGCACGAUGAAACUUGCUUCGAGACGCUGCCGAUGGACCACAAGGUGGCCGGGUACUACUACGCGCGCUUCAUGGUGGGCUUUGCUGUCCCGCUGUCCAUCAUUGCCGUCACCAACCAGCGCAUCUUCAGGACCAUCCAGCGGAGCACCAGCCUGAGCGCUUCCCAGAAGGCCAAGGUGAGGCUCCUGGCCAUCGCGGUCGUGGCCAUCUUCCUGGUCUGCUUCGCCCCCUACCACCUGGUGCUCCUGAUCAAAGCCAUCGCCUUUUCCUACCACAGAGGGGCCGAAGAACCUGUGUGCAACUUUGAAAUCCGCCUGUACACGGCCUCUGUGGUGUUCCUGAGCCUGGCCACCGUGAACAGUGUGGCUGACCCCAUUAUCUACGUGCUGGCCGCAGAAGUGACCCGCCAGGAAGUGUGCAGAAUCCACAAGGGGUGGAAAAAGUGGUCCACGAAGAUGGACGACACCAAGCUUGCGUGCUCGAAGGACUCGGAGGAGGCACGGUCGCCCAUGUCCCCCACCAACAGCUACGCCUUCCCCGGGCCCGUCCACCCACCAGGGCCAUCACUGGGCACCCCAGAGGGGCUGGCCGAGGGGUCCUGCUGAGCCCAGCGCAGGGGGCCAGGGCUGGCCGCCGGUGCUGCCUGUAGACCGCUAGCCAAUGUCCAUGGUGCUGCUGGGGAGUCCCCUCCAAAUGGCUCACCCCCGAUUUCUCGUCCCUGGAGUCUCUGCCGCCGGGGGUCCCGGCUGAGCAGAAGCCCCACGGAAGGCGGCAGCUCAUUCAGGGUAA